AUGGAGGUGCCAGCGCCGAAGUUCGCUCCGACUGCCUGUGCGCUACCAGGCCGUCGGUAUCUGCUCCAACUUCUUUUUGUGCUCGCGUCCCGUCACCCACGCAUCGAUACCCAGUCUGCCCGUGCUGCCGUCUGCCUUCUGCCUGUGCUGCUGUCCUUCUCGCUUGCUCCUUCGGUCUUUUCUGAAUUGCAUCGUCCUUCCUUCUCCGUCGCCAUGUCGCCCACGCCCACGCCCUCGGAAGCGGUCGCCAAGGUCGCGCAAGUCGCCGCGGGCACCAGCUCGUCGGCCAAGGCGUACAAGAGAGAGUCCAACACGGCGCGAUUCUUGGGUGCAGGAUGUGCGGGUCUGGCUGAGCUGAUGGUCUUCCACCCCGUCGACACCACAGCCAAGCGCCUCAUGAGCAACGUCGGCAAGAUCGAAUCGGCGUCGCACUUGAACAAGGUCGUCUUCCGAGACGCCGCCCAUGCCUCGGUGGGUGGGCGAUUCCUCUCGCUCUUCCCCGGUCUUGGAUACGCCGCCGCCUACAAGAUCCUCCAGCGCAUCUACAAGUACGGCGGGCAGCCGUUUGCGCGCGACUACCUGGCCAGGCACCACGGCGACGUCUUCGACCAGACGUUCGGCAAGGGCAACGGCAAGGCCAUCAUGCACGCCAGCGCUGGCUCCCUGAUUGGCAUCGGUGAGAUCGUUCUGCUGCCGCUCGACGUGCUCAAGAUCAAGCGCCAGACCAACCCCGAGGCCUUCAGGGGACGUGGUGUGCUGAGGAUCGUGGCCGACGAGGGCUUCGGGCUCUACCGUGGAUGGGGCUGGACAGCCGCCCGCAACGCGCCUGGUUCGUUCGCCCUUUUCGGUGGAUCGGCCGCGGCCAAGGAGUACCUCUACAAGCUCGAGGACUACAACAAGGCGUCCUGGGGACAGAACUUUGUCGCCUCGAUUGCCGGGGCCACGGCGUCGCUCAUCGUGUCGGCGCCGCUCGACGUGAUCAAGACGCGGAUCCAGAACCGGAACUUCGACAACCCGGAGAGCGGCAUGCGGAUCGUGUCCAACAUGAUGAAGAACGAGGGCAUCACGUCCUUCUUCAAGGGCCUGACGCCCAAGCUGCUCAUGACGGGGCCCAAGCUUGUCUUCUCCUUCUGGUUGGCCCAGACGCUGAUUCCUGCCUUUGGCAAGGUCAUGUAG
Ascochyta rabiei is the source of this 1176-nucleotide messenger RNA. RefSeq names its product high copy suppressor of abf2. Bases 1 to 1176 code for a protein of 391 amino acids. The transcript is spliced from 4 exons. The record is from RefSeq and is a predicted model, not a curated record. Gene Ontology annotation, cellular component: mitochondrion. Lineage: Eukaryota; Fungi; Ascomycota; Dothideomycetes; Pleosporales; Didymellaceae. Gene Ontology annotation, molecular function: guanine nucleotide transmembrane transporter activity.